Tuber aestivum (summer truffle) is the source of this 1470-nucleotide messenger RNA. NCBI's taxonomy places the organism in Eukaryota, Fungi, Ascomycota, Pezizomycetes, Pezizales, Tuberaceae. The record is from the annotation of a GenBank genome assembly.
AUGGCAUCCUCUCUCCGGCGGGUACUACCCCUCACCCGCGGCGGCAACAACGGCAACGGGCUCACAAGAUAUGUCCGAGCGCUACUGCCACUCCGACGGUCAUCGGGAUAUGGCUCCACCUCCGCUGCAACUUCACCCCUAGCAGACCUGACACUCCCACCCACCCCUCCCGCUCCUUCAACACUACCACUAGGAAACACGCACCCUCCUCCCCGCCGCCGGAUCAACCCCGAAGAGGUUGUCGCUCCAGAGCUCACCCACCUGAAAUCGCAGAUCUCCCUUCUAUGCUCCACAAACUUGCCGGGACUGGACAAGACAUCAAAAUACUACCUCCAAGCGAACGGCAAGCUCUUCCGUCCCAUGGUGAUAUUCCUGAUGUCGCGGGCCACCGCAAUCGCCCCGAAGCGGCAGAACUGGCAACACGCAAGCGCAGAAUUAGAGAAGACCUUCAACAGCACCGUGGCCCCGUCCGAGAUCCUGCGGGACACAAAUCCGGACCUAGCGCUGCUUAGCAGCCGGCUCAUGCCCGUCGACAUUCUCGGCCCCGCCGGAGUCUCAGCGACAGCGACGGGGGGAGGUGUGCAGGUCUUGGGAACCCAGCGCCGUCUCGCGGAAAUCGUGGAAUUAAUCCACACAGCAACACUCCUGCACGACGACGUCCUCGACCAGGCCGAGACCCGGCGUGGAAAGCCCAGCGCCAUCGCCCUCUCGGGAAACAAGCUCUCCAUCCUAGCUGGCGACUACAUGCUUGGCCGGGCAAGCGUGUACUUAGCGCGGCUACGGAACCCAGAGGUGAUAGAACUACUAGCAGAGGUGAUUGCAGAACUAGUCAAGGGCGAGCUCUUCCAGCUGCAGAACACAGCGACCAGCGCCGCGGCCGUCGACUUUACCAACAAGCCUUCGCGCGAGGCCUACCUACGCGAUUCGCUGGAGUAUUACCUCGAGAAGACAUACCUCAAGAGCGCCAGCCUGAUAUCCAAGUCCUGCCGGGCCACCACCGUACUCGGCGGUGCUACCGAAGAGGUCGCGGCGAAAGCCUACGUCUAUGGCCGCCAUCUAGGGCUCGCUUUCCAGCUCGUGGACGAUGUGCUCGAUUACACCUCCUCCAACGAGCAGAUUGGAAAGCCGGCCGGCGCCGACCUGGAACUGGGCUUGGCCACCGCGCCCGUGCUCUACGCGUGCGAGGAGUUUGGAGAACUCGGGGAAAUGAUCGAGAGGAGAUUUUGUCUCGACGGUGAUGUUGAGAAGGUACCCAUUCUUCCUCUCCCUUACCCGUGUUUGCGGUGGCUAACGGGGAACACAGGCAAGAGCACUAGUCCACAAAUCGGAUGGCAUAGACCGCACACUCGCGCUAGCGGAGUCGUUCUGUGUCACUGCACGGCAGGCCAUAUCUUCAUUCCCGCCGUCCGAGGCUAAGGAUGGACUGGAGGAAGUUUUGGAAAUGGUGCUUACGAGGAAACGAUAACCCCC